Molecule: messenger RNA, 814 nt
Organism: Rhododendron vialii
Lineage: Eukaryota; Viridiplantae; Streptophyta; Magnoliopsida; Ericales; Ericaceae
Product: mitochondrial import inner membrane translocase subunit PAM16 like 2
Exons: 4
Coding region: 260-610 (116 amino acids)
Biological process (GO): protein import into mitochondrial matrix
Cellular component (GO): TIM23 mitochondrial import inner membrane translocase complex
Source: RefSeq, a predicted model, not a curated record
AAUUAAGUGGAAACGUGUCUUUAAAUUUGUAAUUGUUGUUUUCCCGUUUACCUUCCGUCUCUCUCUUCUUCUUCUUCUUCUUCUUCCUCCUUCCAACAUUUCGAAACCCUAAUCUCGUCCUCCACCUCCAUUUCAGACCUCACCCAUUCUCCUUCCUCUGCGUCGCUCUUCUGUCGCCUCUCAAUUCAAAGCCGUAUUGGCUUAUCAAAGAGACCUCAACUAAAUCUCAACGUUUUCGUGUUUCCACCAGUGCCCCGCCAUGGCUGCCAAGAUUCUUGCAAAUCUAAUUAUAAUGGGCUCUGGAAUUAUGGCUAGGGCUGUUGUUCAGGCCUAUCGUCAAGCACUUGCAAAUGCUGCAAAAUCUGGUGUUGCUCAAGAAACAGUGCAGAAUGCAGUCCGUAGAGGAAGCAAAACCAUGACAGAGCAAGAAGCGAGGCAGAUUCUUGGCGUCACUGAGACGUCCACGUGGGAAGAGAUUGCUAUGAAGUACGAUAAUCUAUUUGAAAAUAAUGCUAAGAAUGGGAGCUUCUACCUCCAAUCAAAAGUUCACCGGGCUAAAGAGUGUUUGGAACCUCUAUAUCAACCCAAAGAUCAAGGUACCGCUGGUUGAGAAAAAACCUGGUGAAGUCUGUAUAGUUGAUGUCCUAAUUUGUUGCUCGGGCGAUGAUGAAGUCUGUAUCUGAACUCCUUGUAUUUGUUGAGCAAAAAGUGCCGUUGUAGAAUUUUUUGGUAUUUUUAGAACAACAACGUUGUUAUUAAUCUUCAAUAAAGUUGUGGGCUUGAUUCUAUUUGAACCCACAAAACUUCUUUCUAA